Molecule: messenger RNA, 1646 nt
Organism: Poecilia reticulata (guppy)
Lineage: Eukaryota; Metazoa; Chordata; Actinopteri; Cyprinodontiformes; Poeciliidae
Source: RefSeq, a predicted model, not a curated record
AUGUUAAAUGGACUGAACUUCUAGCGCUUUUCCAAUCAUUUUGACUACUCAAAGCGCUUUACGUGAGAGUCGCCUUCACCCAUUCACAAACGAACACACAUUUCUACCCCGAUACGCAGUUUGGGUUCAAGUGCCAGAGGCGCACAUUGACACGUGGCAGGAGGAAACUGGACUCGAACCUACAACCUUCCGAUCUCAAGAUGACUACUCGACCCACAGAGCCACAGACAAAAACAACUUUUUUUCAUCAUAAAGCCUAAUCUUUUUUAGUCAUUAUUAAAAUGACGUAGAUUAUUAUAACUUCUUGAAAUGUUAUUUGCUAUGCUCUUCAUUCUGAGUGGCCGUCAAAUCAAUGCUAGUUCCUCAAGCUAGCACAGCUAGCGCGAAACGAAAUGUUUCUGUCAAGAAAAGGACAAAAGGAACCGUCAGAAGCCCUGCUAUGGAAGGCUACAAAAAUCAGAAGAAGCUAAUGUUGUUCGGGGGCCGUGGCAUUGGAAAGUUCGGGAAUUCGUGGUUUAUUCUAUCCACGCAGCUGUAUUUGUGUACACCUAACUAACAGGAAACAUGUCCGGACUGUUUCCUAGCAGCAGGUGUGCAGGCAGAGACGGAACACCUGGGUAUCCACCUGGGAGUGGCAACCAGUCGCACCACUUCCAAGAAGACUUUAAGGCUCCCAUGGCUCUGCAGGAGCUGGGCAUCAGCCUGUCCAUGAUGGGCGUCGCCGGCGCCAUGUUGAUCUGCGGCCUGCCCAUGUGGAAGGUCACGGCGUUCAUCGGCACCCACCUGGUGGUGAUGCAGGUGUUCUGGGAGGGCUUGUGGAUGACCUGCGUCAGCGAGUACACGGGCCAGAUGCAGUGCAAGCUCUACGACGCCCUGCUGGACCUGUCGCCGGACCUCCAGGCGGCCCGCGGCCUCAUCUGCAUCAGCCUGGUGUUGGGCUGUCUCGGGUUCCUCGUCUUCAUCCUGGGAGCUCGCUGCACCAACUGCCUGGGCCACCCGCGGAUCAAAGCGCGGGUGGUGAUCUGCUCCGGCGCCAUCUUCUGCCUGUCCGCGCUCACCACAGUGGUCGCCGUCGCUUGGACCGCCAACACCAUCAUCACGGAUUUUCACAACCCCAGAGUCCCCGAGGUGCUGAAGAGAGAGCUGGGCGCGGCGAUCUACAUUGGGUUUGUGACGUCUGGGCUGCUGUUCUGUGGAGGAGCCGUUCUCUGCGGGACCUGCCCACCAGAACCGGACAGAUUCCCCUCCAGUGGCUACAUGCUGGCCAAGACUCCCACCCGGAGCAGCUACGCCAUCAAGAACUACGUCUGACAGCAGAAACUAAACCACAACGUCUUGACCUCUGCCGACCUCUUUAAUUACGAUCUCUACACUGCAAAAACACAAAAAAUGACCAAGUAUUUUUGGUCUAGUUUCUACCGCACAUAUGUUACCACACUUGAAAUAUUGAAAUACAACAAAACUAACUUACAAAAAACUUUUCAGCAAGAUACUAUUGACUUAAAGCUGCAUUCUGUAAUAUGUUUAUUAAUAAUUUGUUGAAAACUGUCACCAUGUUCUGACAGUUUAUGAGGCAAAUAAUCUGAGAAAAGAUCGAUCUCCUUCCUGAGCCGCUACUGCCGUCUGAAGAAAUGACCAAAAACAAC